AUUAAUUAGUUUCCCGCCCGUAGACACAAGAAUGCAUCAACCACCUGGUCGCCAAACUGCCAGGAGGCGGAGAAGUUGCACGAGUCUUGCCGGCAAGGAGGGCACUCCGCCGUGCCGAACCUAUCACCUACCAGCCAUGUUGAUUAUCCUGCUCGUCCUCAUCCAGAACUUUGAGCUGCACAUGUGCCGGCAAUUGAUGGUGUAUCCGGGCACCGACAAACGAUCCCCCGACAAGCUGCUCACCAUCGGCGGCAGUGCAGCCGGAGAGGUGACAUUGCCGGAGGCCAACACUCCGGCGGAUGACAAGCGGGCGGGCGGUUCCAGGUCGGCCCCCAGUCAGCCGGAGGAGAUUUUCAGUGCCCCAGCCGACGAGGGCUACGACGAGUAUCCGAUGGUGGUUCCCAAGCGCGCAGCAUUACUCUUGGAUCGUCUAAUGGUUGCUUUGCAUCAUGCCCUCGAACAGGAGAGGAGUGAACAAAGAAUCGGCGAAUUCUUCGGAGAUAGAAACAUUUUAAGUGGCAAAUUCGGCGAAUCCCACAACGGAAUGGAGCAUCAUCAAGCUAGGGAGGAUGGCAUGUACAGUGACGACGAUGCGGGAACACUGUUGGAUUAUGAUUUCAAAGAUUUGAACCAGAUCAAUCGCGCCACUGGCGAAACAUUAAUGCCAAAGAGCUUUCAGAGAAGAGCGGGCGCAGAUCGAUCUGGAACGUCCACCCAUACCGGUUCCCCAGCUGGCACCCGGCGUAUCCAACCAUCCGGAUCCGGCGGUGGCCGAGCCUACUGGCGUUGCUAUUUCAAUGCCGUCAGCUGCUUUUAA
Messenger RNA from Drosophila mauritiana, 817 nucleotides. RefSeq lists its product as uncharacterized. The transcript is spliced from 4 exons. NCBI's taxonomy places the organism in Eukaryota, Metazoa, Arthropoda, Insecta, Diptera, Drosophilidae. Bases 32 to 817 code for a protein of 261 amino acids. The record is from RefSeq and is a predicted model, not a curated record.